Messenger RNA from Argiope bruennichi, 7118 nucleotides. RefSeq names its product tyrosine-protein phosphatase non-receptor type 9-like. Bases 169 to 2226 code for a protein of 685 amino acids. The transcript is spliced from 11 exons. NCBI's taxonomy places the organism in Eukaryota, Metazoa, Arthropoda, Arachnida, Araneae, Araneidae. The record is from RefSeq and is a predicted model, not a curated record. Gene Ontology annotation, molecular function: protein tyrosine phosphatase activity. Gene Ontology annotation, biological process: protein dephosphorylation.
UUGUAUGAAUAUGGUAUGGCAACGGUAGGGUAGCGCUGGUGAUGAACUAUGGCUUAUUUGUUAUGAUUUACAAUAAAUUAUUUUCUCAUUUGUAUUAAAUAUUUGCUUUUUUUUUCCGUGUCACGAAAGACCCCAAAUCUAACUAAUGUCAUGUCGCCUCUGUGAAUUAUGAUUAUUGUUGCACCAGCAAUGGCUACCCCAUUAACGACCGAUGAAGAAUUGGCUGUUCAGCAAUUUAUAACUGUUGUAAAUGAAUUGCGCCGUAGUCAAAAUGUAGGACCAUUAUCAUGGAGUACGGCUGUGAAAUUUAUGAUGGCUCGAAAAUUUGAUACUCAUAGAGCUCUGCAGCUUUAUGAAGCACAUGAGAUAAUACGAAGAAAAGAAGGCCUGAUUAGAUUUGAUCCAAACUGUGAUCCAUUGAAAUCUGAGCUUGAAACUGGAAAAUUCACUAUUUUGCCUACCAGAGAUUCAGGAGGUGCUGCAUUAGCUCUUUUUAGUGCUAGCAAACAUAACCCAUUUUUAACUUCACAUAAUGUCACACUUCAAGGUGUUGUUUACCAAUUAGAUGUGGCAUUAGAAAGCUUUCAGACUCAGAGAUGUGGGAUUGUUUUUAUUUAUAAUAUGAAUGAUUCAAAAUAUUCCAAUUUCGACUAUGAACUGAGUCAAAAAAUGUUGACAUUGUUAAAGGGUGGAUAUCCUGCAAGAUUAAAAAAAGUUUUGAUUGUAACAGCACCUUUAUGGUUUAAAGCUCCAUUCAAAAUUUUAAGGUUAUUUGUGAGAGAAAAGCUAAGGGAUAGAGUAUACAUGGUAAAUGUUCCCCAACUGUCCCUACAUGUGCCAUUACCUUCUUUGCCUCAAGAAUUAGGUGGAAAUUUACAAAUUGACCAUCAAGCUUGGCUGUUGCAUUGCUUGAAGUCCAUGGCCAACCGUUGUGGAGAUUUGUUUGACCUGGUCUCCGCUCCCACUUCUCCAACAGCUGCACUUGGUUCUUUUUCCCCUUUAAUGGUAUGUAACAAUGGCCUUGUCGUAAACCACUUCCAGUUUGCUAGUAGUGAGGGUGAAACAGAUGAAUCCAGUGAACAUCAAAAUUCUGUACAUGAGAAGCAGAAUUCUGAAGACAGAGAAAAAGAAGUAGAGGUGAUAAAAGAAAUUUCCCUCACUGUUCAAGACAAGCCUGUUCCAUCAUGCUCACCUUUACAGGAGAGUGUGCCAACUGAGGAAAAGUCAUCUAGUACUCCGACUUCUUCAUUGUCAGAGGACUCUUUACAUAGUGACCUUAAUAGUGGUAUGACGAUUGAGGAGUUCAUUGAGCAUCUACAGAAGAAAGGAAGGAGAGGUCUACAUGAGGAAUAUGCUGAAAUUAAAUCUAAGAGCUCUGAUGGAACAUUUGAAUCUUCAAGGUUAAAAUCCAAUCAAUCUAAAAAUAGGUAUUCUGAUGUGCUGUGUUAUGAUCAUUCACGUGUAAAAAUAACAUGUGUUGAUUCUGAUCCCUGCUCAGAUUACUUGAAUGCUAAUUUUGUUGAUGGAUUUUGCCAAAAAAAUGCAUUUAUUUCUACGCAAGGACCUUUGCCUAAGACUUUUCCCGAUUUCUGGCGUAUGGUAUGGGAGUUUCAAGUUGGUGUUAUUGUUAUGACUACUCGUACUAUUGAGAGAAGCCGGGCAAAAUGUGGCCAGUAUUGGCCAAGAGAAGAAGAAACAAGUGAAGAUUAUGGAUCUUAUAGAGUUUAUAAUGAAGCUGUUGAACAUUUCAGUGAUUACACUAUUACUAAUUUGAUAAUUACUGAUACCACGUCUAAUUUAUUUCGUAAAGCUUACCACAUGCAGUUUACCAGCUGGCCUGAUUAUGGUGUUCCUCAUUCAGCUCUUGCUAUGCUUGGGUUUCGGGAGAAAGUGAGAGACAAACAGAAAGACCAUGUGACUAGUAUGGGUGAUAAAUGGAAUGGUCAUCCAAAUGGUCCACCUAUUGUAGUACAUUGCAGUGCAGGAAUUGGUCGUACAGGUACAUUCAUUACGUUAGAUAUCAGUAUUUGUCGUUUAGAAGCGACAGGCCUUAUCGAUGUACGCACAACAGUUGAGAAAAUUCGUUCACAGAGAGCACACAGCAUACAGAUGCCUGAUCAAUAUGUUUUCUGCCAUCUAGCUCUACUGGAGUAUGCUCUUAGUCGUGGGCUUUUGCAAGAUGUUGAUUUAACAGGCUUUAAUGACAGUGAUUCUGAAUCAGAAUAAAGGAAACUGUGUAUGGUGUCAAAACUCAUAAAUGUUUUUCAUAAUGCCGUGGCCAGUGAUUAAACUGCCAAGUUUCUGUAUGAAAGUUAUUUAUUGCUUACAGUUGCCAAAAAUGCUUAUAUAAAUUUGUUUUCAUUUUGUAUAGUAUGUUAUAAUUGAUUUAUGGGCUAAUUUUUUUUAUCAUGUUUUUAUUAUUCAUUUGUAUUGGAGGCCUUUAUAUGCUGUGCAUAGAUUUCUAGUUAUGUGAAAAAUAAUAUUGUUAAAAUUUAUAGAAAGCAAAUAUGUUUCAAAUUUUAAUUAAAAAUUGGUUUUCAAAUUAAUAUUAACUAGUCAACAUUAUUACAUCAUAUCAAUGAAUAAUAUAAUUUGCAUAUGGUUACUUUAGAUAUUAUUUCUUAAAAUAUGGCAUGUAAGAAUAGAGAUGACAAUUAAUAAAGUUCAAAGCUUACAUGAUUGUAAAGAUUUUGGAAAUAUUAGGCUUGUAUCUAUUAAAAAGUGUAACAAUUUAUUUUCAUGCAUUUGUUUUUCUGUUUUAAUACAUUUUAGUUUUAAACUUUUUUAUAAUUUUUACAAUUUAUAUUCAAGAAAAUUAAUUCUGAAUGCAAGCUGCCAGUUCCUUAAUCCAUUAAUGUCCAGCAUCCUAUUUAUAGGGUAGUUACAUUUUGCUUUCAUAAUUUAAUCAAUCAGAUUUUAUUGCUUCUUUUUUUUUUAUUCAUCUAAUAUGUCGAUAUAUAUUCUCAAAUCCUUUAAUAUAUUUUAAUUAAAGUAUACCACCCAUUAGUCGAAUUUUGGAAUUCAGAUUGUCAGUAUUAUUUCUAAUGAUUUAUUUUGUAGGUAAUGCAAAUUUGAAAGAAAUUUUUAUUUUUUGAUAUUUUACUAUAAUUAAAGUGUUUUUAUAUAUCUAUAAUAGAUUUUUUAAAUUAAUAGUUAACAAAUUUUAGUUUUUUUUUUUUUUUUUAAAUUUUAUCUGUACUUAUUUUGGCGUUUUUUUUUUAAAAAUUAAUUUGAAAGAAAUUUAUUAUUGGUUUAAAACCUAUGCUUAAAAUUAAUUUGGAAUUAAUGAUGAUGAUUAAUUAAUGGGUGAGGAGGGGGGAUCCUCCUCCCCUAAAAAAAACCUCCACCAAUUAUGUAACUUUUGUCAGUUUUCAACUUUGAAAAGAAAUGUUAAUUUUUUUUUAAUGAGUACUUGUUAUUAUCUUUUAAUUUGCCAUAAAUAUUAUCUCUAUAUUUCAUUUGUUUUGACUGUGAUAGUACAAUUGGGACUAAACAUAAUUUAAAUGCCGUAAUCUUUUUAUUUGGCCCAUUUUUGUAAGUCAGAAACCUUUCUUUAAUAACUUCUUAUUAGAUAAAUUAUUUAUAACAGCAAAAAUAAUUUUAAAAACUAAAUGAUAAGUAAACUUUUUCAUUUCAGUUAUUAUAGCUACUAUAAAAUAAGAAAUUGCAAAAAUAUAAUGGUAAGCAAAUCUCCAACAAAAUUUGAACAAUUAGAAUUGGGAGAUUUAAUUCUGUUGAUUCGAGCAGAUCUGUUUCUUUUUGAAACUAGCUGCAAUACUCACCAUGUAUUUAAGUUGGUUAUAUUCUAAUCUUUAAUGGCAAUGAAAUCGAUAUAUAUUCUCCAAUAAAGAAAAAAAAAAACUAAAUUCAUAUCUUUAAUACAUUGAUUAUCAAAUGAGAUUAUCUUUCAUAUUUAUGAGACUAAUUGUUUCAUACAUUGCAGAGUCUUACAAUAUUUUUCUUUUAUAUAGCGUAUUUUUAGUUACAGAAGUAUAAUUUUUAAAAAAUCAGAUUCUUUGGUAUCUUUAUAUUAUUAGGGAUCAAAUUCAGUAAUAUUAAAAGAAUUUCCGAAACGUCUGGUACAGAAUGACCAAAUCUGGUCCUUGUACCAUAAAAUCAAACCAAAAGAAUUUUUUAAUUUUUUUUAGUAAGUAACCAUAAUUUAUUGUUUUUAAUCAUUAUUAUGUUUAUUGUAUUUAACUGUUAACUAAUUAAUCCAUUUAAUUAGGUAACAGUUAAAUACAAUUGCUAACUUAUUAAUAUAUAUAUAUAUACUAGAUUAAAUAUUAAUGUCUAUAAUUAAAUUAAAAUUAGCAAUUGUUUAUUAUUUUAAUUGUAAUCAUAUCUUGAAUUCGGGUAAAUUUCUGUGUAGACGAUUAUAAAGUCUAAAUUAAUUAUUGAAAUGCAUAAAGUUAGCCAUUUAUUUAAUCAGUAAUAAGCAAAAAAUCUUGCCAUUAUAUUUGAAUAGACCCAGAUUUACAUUUGUGCAAAUUGGAUACCUUUUUAAUUAAGUUUUUAUAAAGUCAUAUCUCUUUAAAUGUUUGGUGAAAGAUUACUGAAUCUCAUUUUUAUAUUUUUCAAUUAAAUAUGAUCAUGAACAACUUAAUUUUUUUUCUAUACGUAGAAUUUGCUAUUAAUUUGAAUUUUAAAUCUGUUAUGUGCACUGUCAUUAAAGCUAUUUUACAUUUCCAAUUUCAUCAGAGUUUGAAUCUCUGUUUGAAGGAGGAAAAAAAUGUAAUGUGAUCGAGUUUUUACCUUUUAUUAUUGUUGCCUUAGAACUUUUUUUACCUACAGCUAGCUGUUUAAUGUUGUCAGAAUUUUAUUUUUUUAAUUUUAUGCAUAUUUGAGAUAAUAUUUGUUGUAAAUUAAAUGCAAACUUUUUAUUGUUUUCAAAUGUUUAUAAAUAAUUUUCUUUCUUUUUAUAUUCUUUUAAAUUGAUAUUUUAUAUUUCAUUUAAAUUUCUUUUUCAUUUCAUUUGAACAGUAUCCAGUUUGAAUUCUUAAAAACCCUUAGUUAGUGAACUCUAUUUUCCUUAAUUUAAUUUUCAAAAAAAAUUAUUUUAAUCAUUAGUUAUUGUUUCUGAUUUAAUAAAAAGUAUUAUUCAAAUUCCUAAAGGAGAAUGUAGUUUUUACUUUUGUAUAUAUAUGUAAUUGAUACUUCCAUCUGAAGUGUUCUGUGGUAAAUGUGUUCUCUAAUUCAAUGUUAUGUGUAUUAAACUAUAUAUUGUAUUGUAGAUUGUACAAAUAUUUAUUCCAAAUAUAAAAGAAUGUAUUCAGUAGUAUUUUUCUAUUGCACACAGUUAAAUGUUAUUCUCUGUCGUUUCUUGUAUAAAUAAAUAUAUAUAUAUAUAUAAAUGUAUGUGAUUUUGUUGUAGUAUUUGGCAUAUUUUGUAGUUAAUGUAAGCAUAUGUAUUCUAUACAUUGCUGUUAAAAAUAUAUUGGUUAUUUUAAUCUAAUUUUUAUUGCUGCAGAGGUGUUCAUAUUAGAUAGAACAUAAUGAUGCCCUUUUAGAUUGUAUUUAAAAUGAGUGAAUAUUUAAUUGCUGAGAAAUAAUAUAUGUUAUGCAUAUUCAAACUGUUUUUUGUUUUUUUAAUUUGUAUAUUCUAUGAAAUGUGCUGUUACUAAAUCACUAUUGACAAAAUAAUAAUAAUAGUUAAUUGAAAAAUGAUUUUAAGUUGCCUGUUUUCAUAAUAAAUUACUAAAAUUGACUUUAUUUUCAUAUUAAAGGAUAUUUCUAAAGCUAUACUAUGAUUCAAAAAAGAAGAGUAUAUGAACUUCAGACUUAUUAAUAUGAAGGAAAAAAUCAAUAGAGAAAACAUAUCAACUACACUUUUUGAUGUUAUUAAAUAUUGUUAACAGCUUCUGAUAUUAUAAAUAAAACAUUUAUCAUAAUAAUCAUUAGAUAUUAUCGAAAUUUUUUUUAAUUUCUGAAAUAUCUUUAUAAAUAACAUAUUUUUCCUACAAAAAUAUUCAUAGUUGAUUAAAUUUAAACUAAAAACAUUUUAAACAAAAGGCAUAUCUUGGAUUGAAAAGAGACUUUUAAAAUCAUCUCAUGUAUUUAUAUUCAUAACAAAACUAAGAUAUAUUUUUAUAAGUAAGUAAAAAAAUUCACAAAUUAAAUUCUUAUUUUAUAUUUUAAAAUGCAUUGUGAUGUGUUGUUUCUGUUUGGAAAUUAAGUCAUAGCAGUCAUACUAUAAAAUGAAUUAAUAGCACAAAGUUUCAUGCAAUAAGAAUCAUUUUAUUAUUUUUCGGCUGAUGAUUUAAUGCAAUUUCUGUCUCUUAUCUUUUAAAAUGUGUAUGUGUACCUUUUGAAAUUUCUAAGGUAAUACUAAUGAUUAAUUUAUUUUAGUUUCCUUAUUAAAAAGAUUUUAUUAAAUGAUUUGCUUAGUUUAAUAGAAUAUGUGCUCACUGCUAGUAAUUUCAUGUGACUUUCUGCAUCUGAAUAUGGAAGUGCACCCAUGAGUAAGCAUGGAGAUACUGCCAUCUGUGGUCAAAAUUUUCACUGAUAGUUUUCAUGCAGUAUUUUUGACAUAUUUUCUUCCAUGAGAGCCUUGUGCCCAGAAUAUUUGAGCUUUUAAUAACCAUUUUGCAAAUUUAAAAUAAUAGUCUUUGAGAUGUAUGUUAAUUUAGUAAUAGAUUUUGUUGUAAAUUGAAUCCUGAUUGAAUUGAUUUUAAACUAUAUUUUUUUGUAUUUUUAAUAUGCUUGUAUUCAUUUUACCCAUUCUAGUAUCAUGAAAGUUAUACAAUGACUUUUAUGUAUAUGGCGAUAUUUUAUUGGGUAAUAACUGAUAAUAAUAGACAGAAAAGUCUGUUUUGGUGAUGAUUGAUUUAAAUAUAUUAAGAUCAGUACUAUUUAAUCAUGAAUAAGACUUAAUUCACUUUUAUUCUUAUAUUCUUGUUUACAAAAAAAUGGGUGCACCUUAAAUCAAACAGCAUUAAAAGAUGCUAAGAUUAUGGUGUCUGCUUUCAUAUUUUAUUGGAAUCAGUUUCUCACUAACUUUUAAGUAAAAUGUUAUGAAUUUUUAUGCUAAGUGAAUUACAGAAAUACUGCUAUUGCACUUUGGUUGCUUUUGAAAGCAAUAUCUACCUGAAAUAAAGCAUAUUGUCUAUUUGCUUGAA